Messenger RNA from Asparagus officinalis (garden asparagus), 1487 nucleotides. Its product is annotated as persulfide dioxygenase ETHE1 homolog, mitochondrial-like. The record is from RefSeq and is a predicted model, not a curated record. Gene Ontology annotation, molecular function: sulfur dioxygenase activity. Lineage: Eukaryota; Viridiplantae; Streptophyta; Magnoliopsida; Asparagales; Asparagaceae. Bases 138 to 1016 code for a protein of 292 amino acids. Gene Ontology annotation, biological process: glutathione metabolic process; hydrogen sulfide metabolic process. The transcript has 9 exons.
AGCGCGACUGCCUCACACGGCACUCCAUAACGCAAAGCGGAGAUCCACGACGAAUAGAAAUAUAUCCAAAUAAACCCCGCACGUUUCACUCAACCAACAGAAAAAAAAUAAGAAGGGAAACCCCCGAAAAAGGGCAAAUGCUGUCUCUUCGAUCCCAUCAGCAUCUUCUUCUUCGUGAUUCUCUUCACUAUUUCUCUUCAAUUUCUCCUUGGAGAUCAGCGAUGAGAUUUGGGGCAGCGUCGGCAACGGCUUCGCCUUACAGCACAGCGUCGAGAUUGCUUUUCCGGCAGUUGUUCGAGAAGGAAUCGUCGACUUAUACUUAUCUCCUUGCCGAUCUACGCCACCCCCAAAAGCCCGCUGUGCUGCUUGAUCCAGUAGACAAAACAGCAGACCGAGAUUUAGCUCUUAUUAGAGACCUGGGUUUGAAACUCAUCUAUGCAAUGAAUACCCAUGUGCAUGCUGAUCAUGUGACCGGAACGGGCUUAAUAAAGACCAAGAUGCCUGGCGUGAAGUCUGUCAUUUCAAAAGCUAGCCAAGCAAAAGCAGAUCAUGUGGUUGAACAUGGUGACAAAAUACAUUUCGGAAACCUGUUCCUAGAGGUGCGUGCAACACCUGGUCACACUUUGGGUUGUGUUACAUAUGUAACUGGGGAAGGACCUGAUCAACCUCAUCCAAGGAUGGCUUUUACUGGUGACGCCUUGCUCAUACGUGGCUGUGGAAGGACAGAUUUUCAGGGAGGAAGUUCACAUCAACUUUAUCAAUCAGUGCAUUCUCAGAUAUUCGCAUUGCCAAAGGAUACUCUAAUAUACCCUGCUCAUGACUAUAAAGGAUUCACAGUCAGCACAGUUGGAGAGGAGAUGAUUCUCAACCCUCGGCUAACAAAGGAUGAGGAAACCUUCACAAGUAUCAUGAAAAAUUUGAACCUGGCAUACCCAAAGAUGAUUGAUGUAGCGGUGCCAGCAAACUUGGCUUGUGGAUUUCAAGAUAGCACGCCAGAGGCUCGAGCAUCAGCUUAGGCUCAAUAGAGCAGGUUCAGCCUGCAGUAAUAUAAUACUGUUAAAGAAAUUAAGAAAGCAAUCUCUACGUAUAUCGUUUGAACGCAUCAUUACGAUGAAAUGGUUUGUGCUCACAGGAAGCUACCCUUGUAUAUUGAAGCUUUCUCUGGUUAAAAAUAAAAGCGAGCAAAACCAGUGACCUUGUGAUAUUAUUGAGACUGUUAUGUUAUUAAGGUGCCUCUUCAUGCCAUUCCUUUUCCAUUAUGCAACUCCCUGCUGAAUCAAUAGCUCACAAAAUUUGUUACUGAAAACAAUUACUGUUGCUGUAUAACUAAUCGUAAACAUUACUGUUGCUGUAAAACUAUCGUGUAAGUGUUGGAGUUUGAGUCUUGAGGGGAGCAGAAAUGUUUGUAACUUUUGAAGCAACAAUUGUUUGUGAAAGAUAGUCUAUGAUAUGGGUGAUAAAGAAGCUAAGGCUAAGACGUUAGUUCU